CACUAGACUUGUGAACGUGUCGAUAAGCGCUAACUGAACAUGAAAUUCGUUGUUUUUCUCACGUGCCUCGUGGCGUCCGCUUACGCUGUCAGUGACGAUGAGCACCAAUCCGCAGACCAUCAAGUUGGCGUUGAACAACUCGCUCUGACUCGAGAGCCGGAGAUCCAUGUCGACGAUGACGGACAUUUUACACUGAGGCUUACGGAUGACGAUGGAAGUAUGUUCGAAGAAGAAGGCGUUGUUCUGACAGACGAGAAGACGGGCGAGGAGGUAGUCAUCGUAAAGAAGGGCACAUAUUCCAUCCCGGACGAGAAUGGAAAACUCGUGAAAUUGGCUUAUGACGUUGACGAACCUCCCGCAGCUGCCAGCAUAUUGCAGAGAAGUCGCAGCCAAGUUCACGCCCGGCCCUCCAACUGAUAUGGCAGUACACAGAGAUUAGAUUGAAUGUAAUUUUAUUAGGUGAUUUCCAACAUUGACCGAUGUUGUUAGAUAAAUAAAGUAAUUUCGUAUUUA
Messenger RNA from Diprion similis, 513 nucleotides. RefSeq lists its product as uncharacterized. The record is from RefSeq and is a predicted model, not a curated record. The transcript has 3 exons. The coding region runs from base 40 to 417 and encodes 125 amino acids. Lineage: Eukaryota; Metazoa; Arthropoda; Insecta; Hymenoptera; Diprionidae.